AUGCUGCUGUUGGUGGUUGUUCUGACAGUAUUGAGCACACUGAGCAGUGAUGCUCAUCGCAUCAGCUUACCUUCAAAUGGUCAAAUGGCCGCCUCAGAAGUUUGCUCAAAUGAAGAGAACACAUUUGAUGGCAUAUAUCUCGUUGAUAUGCAAUGCAAAAUUCAUACUUCAAAAGUAUGUGGUGUAGUUCCGUUCGAGUUGAUGUUUUGUUUACCUGGGCGUGUAGCUGACUUCCGACAUAAAGAUUUACCAGAUAACUUCUUCAUACGUUAUAACUUCGGCUCAGGAAGAGUAAGCGUGUGCCAAAUGAGCAUCGGAUUUGAAGGUCCGCCCUCCAAAUAUUCAAUCAUUCAAAAUUUUAAAUGCAAACCGUACUAUCCGAGUCAUAAGGAUCCCAUUCGAGUUUUUGCCAAUUGCAAAGGAAUGAACAAGUCACAACUUCUGCUAACGGAACGAGAUGUAGCCAUCAGUUGUCCUCACAACUCCUUAUAUUCUGCAUUUGCUGCAUAUGGCUAUGGAUUUGGAAUGGUUCUCUGUUCAUUUGUUACUAUGUGUUUGGUAUCGUGGAACCGUUCUGCAUUCCCACAUAAACGAGAUCAGAGCAUUCUGAAUGCUGGUAGGAAGGAUAGAGGCUCUAAAUCAGGCUGGGGAAGAUCGUUGAUGACGUCAGUUACACGUGGACGAACUCGUACUCGAACAAGCGACCAAACAAUCUCAGCUUAUCAGAUUGAACAAGCGUUAUCACAAAUUGAAACAGCGGCUCGUUCUACAAUUCAAACAUCGAUGACUUAA
Auanema sp. JU1783 is the source of this 792-nucleotide messenger RNA. The record is from the annotation of a GenBank genome assembly. Lineage: Eukaryota; Metazoa; Nematoda; Chromadorea; Rhabditida; Rhabditidae.